Penicillium lagena is the source of this 951-nucleotide messenger RNA. RefSeq lists its product as uncharacterized. The transcript has 3 exons. NCBI's taxonomy places the organism in Eukaryota, Fungi, Ascomycota, Eurotiomycetes, Eurotiales, Aspergillaceae. Gene Ontology annotation, cellular component: cytosol; cytoplasm; plasma membrane. Bases 1 to 951 code for a protein of 316 amino acids. Gene Ontology annotation, molecular function: ubiquitin protein ligase binding; protein-macromolecule adaptor activity. Gene Ontology annotation, biological process: ubiquitin-dependent endocytosis. The record is from RefSeq and is a predicted model, not a curated record.
AUGCUUGCAUCAUCCAAGACUCUUGAUUCUUUCCAAAUGGCUGCUGGAGAUUACGAAUUUCCAUUUACAAUUCCGCUGUCGAGUAACAUCUUGGAAACAAUAACAGGUCCGAACCAUGAAUACCACACCUAUCGAGUAGAAGCCGUGUUGGAGCGUCGCUUCAGGAAAGAUUUAAUCGUUUCGCGACCGGUAAAACUUUACAGCACUCCUAAUCCGGAUAUGGUCAACAUGACACAAAGCUUCCCAAUGGCUGUCGAGGGUCUUUUCUCUCAAAAUAUUCAGUAUAGCAUUUCUAUGCCGGAUCAAAAUAUUCCUUUCGGCAGCACUUUCCUUGUGGAAUGCUGGUUUGCGCCACUGUCGAAAAGCAUCAAACUUUGUGCUCUCACAAUCGAAGUUAUUGAAAAGCACUACUUGCGAUUCGAUGCCACCGCAAGAGAGUCAGUACGGGAUAAUAUUCGUUAUGUCACCUCAGCAAAGAACCAUACAGUUUUCACACAGAAAGAAGAUGUCACCGACGAAGCUAGUUCUGCAGAGACUGAGUGGCGUAUCAAACAGCCAGUUUCUCUACCAAAGAGCUUGCAGCACUGUUCACAGAGUAUUUCGACUCAAAAUAUCAAAAUUGGACAUGCUCUGGUAAUAAUCGCCGAUUUCCAAGACGGGCAAGGCCUAGUAUCAACCAAGGUCAUGAAAGAAAUAUCAUUCAACAUUCACAUGGCAGCCAGUGUGAUUGAGCAAAGUGCCAUCGUUCCUGGUCAGGAUUUUAAUCUUUUAGUAACCCACGGAAGUCCUCCUCCAUCUUAUGGUAAACACACUUCGGAUCUCAUUUUCGCGAACUUACCUGAGAUUGGUGCCUUGGAUCAUCCAGUAUCAAAUUGCGGAGCGGUUCCAAUCUGCUUUCGAUUUUCAGAGUCUCCGCCCUGUUACGAGCAACUUGGGCCUACUGAUCCAUGA